AUUCAACAGCUUCUGUUUUUUUCUGACUUUUUUCAGAUUAAUAUUCCUCACAUUUUUAAGUGGAAACAGAUAACCAGACUUGGGCAAGUGAAUUUAUUCUCCUUAGCUUAUUUAGUGACUGGUGCACUCAGGUCUCCCUGUUUUCCUUGUUCUUGGUCACAUACCUCAUGACAGUGCUGGGGAACUGUCUCAUUGUUCUUCUGAUCAGGCUGGACAGCCGACUCCAUACUCCCAUGUAUUUCUUUCUCACCAACCUCUCCCUCGUUGAUGUCUCCUAUGCCAUAAGCAUAGUCCCUCAGCUAUUGGCGCAUUUUCUUGCAGAACAUAAAGCCAUCCCAUUCCGGAGCUGUGCAGCCCAGUUAUUUUUCUCCCUGGCCUUGGGUGGGAUUGAGUUUGUUCUCCUGGCAGGGAUGGCCUAUGACCGCUAUGUGGCUGUGUGUGACCCCCUGCGAUACUCAGCCAUCAUGCACAGAGUGCUGUGUGCUAGGUUGGCCAUCAUAUCCUGGGUCAGUGGAUCCAUUAACUCUUUCAUGCAUACCACCAUCACCUUUCAGCUGCCCGUGUGCACAAACAAAUUUAUUGAUCACAUAUCCUGUGAAAUCCUAGCAGUGGUCAGGCUGGCUUGCAUGGACACCUCCUCAAAUGAGGUCACCAUCAUGGUGUCUAGUAUUCUUCUUCUGAUGACACACUUCUGCCUGGUUCUUUUGUCCUACAUCUGGAUCAUCUCUACCAUCCUAAAGAUUCAGUCCACAGAGGGAAGAAAGAAAGCCUUCCACACAUGUGCCUCUCACCUCACGGUGGUUGCCCUGUGCUAUGGCACAACCAUUUUCACUUACAUCCAGCCCCAUUCUGGUCCCUCAGUCCUUCGGGAGAAGCUGAUCUCUGUCUUCUAUGUCAUUGUUAUGCCCCUGCUGAACCCUAUGAUUUAUAGUCUAAGGAAUAAAGAGGUGAAGGGGGCCUGGCAUAAACUAUUAGGGAAAUUCUCUGGGUAACAUCAAAGCUGGCAACUUGAUUCGUGAACAUCACUUUGAGAAAAAGCUUUGCCUCAUGUGUUCUUCACCCAACUCAGAUAUGACAGGGAUAAUGUAUGUUGCCCUG
Cebus imitator (Panamanian white-faced capuchin) is the source of this 1098-nucleotide messenger RNA. RefSeq names its product olfactory receptor 2F2-like. The record is from RefSeq and is a predicted model, not a curated record. NCBI's taxonomy places the organism in Eukaryota, Metazoa, Chordata, Mammalia, Primates, Cebidae. The coding region runs from base 168 to 992 and encodes 274 amino acids. Gene Ontology annotation, cellular component: membrane. Gene Ontology annotation, biological process: G protein-coupled receptor signaling pathway. The transcript has a single exon. Gene Ontology annotation, molecular function: olfactory receptor activity; G protein-coupled receptor activity.